Messenger RNA from Xiphophorus maculatus (southern platyfish), 7295 nucleotides. RefSeq names its product homeobox protein Mohawk-like. NCBI's taxonomy places the organism in Eukaryota, Metazoa, Chordata, Actinopteri, Cyprinodontiformes, Poeciliidae. The coding region runs from base 4273 to 5340 and encodes 355 amino acids. Gene Ontology annotation, molecular function: DNA-binding transcription factor activity, RNA polymerase II-specific; RNA polymerase II cis-regulatory region sequence-specific DNA binding. Gene Ontology annotation, cellular component: nucleus. Gene Ontology annotation, biological process: muscle organ development; cell development; regulation of transcription by RNA polymerase II. The record is from RefSeq and is a predicted model, not a curated record. The transcript is spliced from 7 exons.
AUUCUGACUUUCUUGUUUCUAUCAAUGACAUCAUCACAAGUUAACGCAAACAAACCCUUCUCUUGCUCUCAUACACUCGACACCUGGAAGCUAUGAUGAUCAAAAUAAAGAUUAUUUUUGAUGCUUCUUUUGCCAAAUGUGUUUUAAAAGUGAAACACUUUGGAGCCCCCGUCUCUGCUUUUGUUAAGUGAUUCAGAGGAGACCACAAUAUUUAAACAGCCACAUCUGCUUCUGGGAGCUCAGUCUGCUGCAGUAGUUUAUAUCCAUGUGUACUUAUAUGAACAGACCCAAAGCUUCAAUGCAGCGUUUAGAUAAAUGCAAGAAAACACUUUGGUUCUGUUGAACACACUGAGUCUGCACAAACACUCUCUAAAUAGCAUUCAAUAGUAACAGGUCAUCAAUGUCAUUUUGUUAGCUUCAGUGGAGAAGAAAUAUCUGUAGAACAGCAGUGUGUUGUACUUCCACAGCUUCCUCUCACUGAUUCCAUUUUUAGUUUGAACGUUUAUUAGAAACGGUCAAAUCUAUUUUAGAAAGCAGCUCAUUUUUUCUGUCAGUAAAAUUUUAACUCCUUUUGGUUUCAGGAAUCAUCUUUACACACUAAUGCUUUCAGUCAGCAGCAGCUACAAAAAUCCCAGUGAGUUAGAGAACAACAGAAAAGUUGCUCAGCUUUUUUCUUAAACUUGUUCUUUUUGUUCCUGUUGCAGAUUCCUUCACUAAUUUCAUCUCUUUCUGUUCUUCCAGCUUACAGACAUUAUAUUUCUUGGGAUGUGUGAGUGGUUAUCAUUGCUGCUGAUCUGGGCUCGUCUUCUGGUUCUGUUUAUUAGAAACUGUCUGGGUCGGGCUCCACAGGCCCUCCAUAGCAAACUGUUGGCUUCAAUCAUCGAUCCUCCUCUGCUGUCCUGGACCGAGAUGCUGGGCUCUCCACCUCAAUCGCUGCCACAAAGUCUAAAGGGAUUUUUAUCAAUAUCUGCUGCAUGCAAGAACAAAAAAUUAGUAAAACAUAGAAAAUAUGCGUCUGGAGAUCUUCAUCGCUCUUUGAUGUCUAAGCAGCAGCAGCUGCUUGCUGGGGUCACUGGAAGAGCAUGAUGAGGGAAGAGUGGCUGAGAUCGCUGGUUACGUGUGAAGAUGGAACUUCACAUGAAACAACACAAACUGGUGAAGACAGAAACUCGGAGGGAAAAAUCACACAAUCAAUAGAACAAGAUGGAUGGUUACUGCUACUUGAAGUGUUGUCAGGAAAAAGUCUUACAGAUUUUUCAACUCUGAACAAAGUGACGCCAACCUGUGGAGCUAAAAUGUGGCGUUUACCUGGAAACAAAGCAGCUAGCUUGACGUUCAGGGUACAUCAGCUCUGGAGAAGCUGGUUCUGUUAUGAUGUUCUAGGUUCUGAUUCAUCAGACUGUCCAAUGUCUGCUAAACACCCUGAGGUAGAAAUAGCAACAUAUGACAUCACACUGUCAUACUUAAUGUGGCCCAAUAGCUCAGCUUCUGUUUGCCAUCAGGAUGAAUUAUGGACAAAACAACCAGUCAGAUGAAAUACAGCAGAAAGAAAUGAUGGAAUCACUCAGUGAUGAAUAAAGACUGAUGAUCCCCACGAGACGUCUGUCAGCUCAAAGGAUUUUAAAUCACCACUUCAGGAAGGAUUUGCACCAAGAACAUGUUGGUUGUUUCCAGUCAGCUUGUAAAACUGAAAACACACAAAGACUAAAGAAGACGACAGAAAACUGUCAACACCAUGAUUUGGAAGUUGGAAAUGUACAACAAAAAACAUAAAAACCAAAUGGAAGAAAUAAGAAACAGUUUGUAACUGAACUGUAAUAAAUCAGCUGAAGGAAAGUCAGACAUAAACAUUCAGAUGCUCUAGUGUGACCUGAAAUGUGCCGUUCACAUUCAACCACUCUUAAACAUGGUUGAAUUAACAUCACUCCCAAAACGCUUGUAUGUCAGAUGAUGGUUCCACGACGACAUCGCUGUCCUCAUGAUGGUUAAGACGUCAUUUCUGCACAGAAGAGUCGGCCAAAAUUCCUCAGUGUUGAUGAUAAAGUGUUAUUAUAAGUUAUCACAAACACUUGAUGUUUCUUGUUCUUGUCGCUGUAAAGGAAAUUACUUUUUCUGUAGUGCCAGGGUGGUUUGGACAGCUUUUGCCUUGUGAAAAUCAUGCAUAAAAUCAUUUGCAAUAAAAACUCAUAUAUCAAUAUUCAAUCAAUAUUCAUGAGGACGAUCAUUUUCCUUUGAGUGACACUUCCCAAAGUUCGAUGAUUUACCCAAUGAAUUGGUCUGUGGCUUGUCAAUAAAGGACAAAAGAACCAAAAAAGUCCUUAAAAAACUCCAAGUUGGACUGUGAACAGAUGGGAAAGUACAGAGAAUAGAAGCGUAACUGAGGAAAUCUGUGCCUUUGUAAGCUGUUAUUUUGGUUCAUUUUUAAUUGUUGCCUUUAGUUUUAAAGGCAACAAUUGUGUCAUAACGAAGUAUGUCAUUCGUUAGAAGAGGAUUUGGUAAAGAGUUCCUGUUGCAAUAUGUGAAGCUGCAGAGCAUCUUGGGUCUCUGCAAAGCUCCUCAGCAGAUAUCCACUGUCUCUGACAUCAGAACUCUGGUGCCAGGCCUCAAAACUCAUUACUUGUCCAACCCCAGCAGCCAUUGAAUGGAUACCAAAGAAAGCAGAUGCCAGUGUAAUUCCUGGAGUCCAGUCUGAGAUGAAACAGAACUGUGAAUCAGGAUCGCCUGCAGACUCCCCGUCACUGAUCCCUUUGAGUUGGGAGAUCAUGAUUAAUGUUGGUCUACCUGUUGAAUGGUUUUAUUCAACCACAGAGGGCGACAGACAGGCAGCAGUCUGAGGUGCAGGGUGGAAAAGCUGAAGCUUUGGAGAGGCUGGAUUAAGAUUCAAGAGAAGCUGCAGCAGGUUGCUGCUGAGCCACAGGUUUGGAUAACAGCAAUAAUGUGAGAGGAGGCAACAGAAGUUCACCUCAGGCCAGAAGGCAAAGCUACAAUAUUGUGGAAAACCUGAGCAAAUAAACCCUUCCUGACCUUAAUUAACCCCAUUACAUGACUGGGUCAAUCAUUGCAUGUUUUCACAAACUCUUAGUAAAAGUCAGUUCCCCCCUUUAAAUGAAAAUAAGCACAAAUAAACAAUAAUUACACAGAGGCUGAACACUUCAGAUGGUUAGUCACAUCCCUGGAAUAACUACUCUGGAUAAACCCCAAAGGAACCCACAGCUGAGAACCUCAGAACCUUUGAGUCAUGGGCACAUAAUGUGACAGGAGGAAUCAGUUGUGGCAUGGCUAUUUAUAGUCCAACUGUUUCUUCUAUUUGUCUGGAUUUCACUGAAGUAGCAGAGAGCAGAGAUGCUAACUUCAGCUUUAGGCAGAUGCAGAUGGUCCAGCUGUCUAACUUUGUUUAUGGAUAUAAUUAAACAAAUACAAUUAUCCUGAUGAUCACUAAUAAUGAUCAGAAUAACAAUCCUGAUCAUUAUUAGUGAUUAGGAUCAGCAAUGAUCAACAUCCUCAGCAACAUUGAUAAUGACGGCUACUGAACAAACUUACUAUUUUCACUGAAACUGGAUUUGAUUGAGAGAAAUUUAGUUUUAAACUCUAACUUUUCUAACCUGCUGUAGCAGCUGGCUGUGCCACAAUGCUAAUGCUAGCUAACAUAAACAGGAACAAGUUCCAAGUUAUUCAGUUACAGCUGCUGUUUUAUCUUUUUCAUCAGUGAAAGUUUGAAGUUGCUCUGUCCUUCAGCUUCCUGGCCAAUCAAAUCAAACCAUGAAUCUUUAGCAGCUAAAAUCUAUUCAAGCUUUUUGACAUAAUAAAUUAAAAUCCAUCAUCAGCAGCAGCAGCAGCUCCUAAACAGACAUUAUUUGUCCAUUGGGUCUCUAAUCCUCAGUGGCUCAGACAGACAGCCUGCUUCUUUCAGACUCAUGCCCGCCUCCCUCUCCUUCCCUCUGGGGGCCGCGGCCCCUGAACCGGCCUAAAGCAGCAGCAGGAUGUUCGUAGGCUCAGCCUCUGUGCAAGGAAACAUGAGCAGGCGCAGAUAUUCAGAGUCCCGGGCCGCCGGAUAAAACCAGAGGAGGAGACGGCGGUCCGUGUGGUUGGAGCUCAGAAACUCAGGCGGGGAACAUGUGAGCGGGGCAUGGGCGGCUGGGAGCGGGAUUAUUGUUCAGCACAGCCGAGAGACGCAGGAGGGAGCCGGGGAAGGAGAGACGCGGGGACAGUUUUCCUCCACGAACCUUUUGGAUUCGAGCGCAGCAGAGAGAUCUGCGGACCGAGCAGCCAAAGAUGAACACCGUUGUGUUUAACAAGCUGAGCAGUCAGGUCCUGUUUGAGGAGAAGGCGAAGGAAGUGGAAAUGAGCAGCAGAAAUUACCUGGAGGUCAUCGACGGUCAACAUCCAGAUCUCCUCUGCAGCAGCCCGGCCAUCAGAGACAGCCAGGCGGCCAGACACAGGCGGAGCGGGGGUCGUCCCAGCGGCAGCAAAGUGCGACACAAGCGCCAGGCCCUGCAGGACAUGGCGCGGCCGCUCAAGCAGUGGCUCUACAAGCACAGAGACAACCCGUACCCGACCAAGACGGAGAAAAUCCUGCUGGCGCUCGGCUCGCAGAUGACUCUGGUCCAGGUGUCCAACUGGUUCGCCAACGCCAGGAGACGCCUGAAGAACACGGUGAGGCAGCCGGACCUGAGCUGGGCGCUCCGGAUCAAACUCUACAACAAAUACGUUCAGGGCAACGCAGAGAGGCUGAGCGUCAGCAGCGACGACAGCUGCUCCCAAGAUGGAGACAACCCUCAGAGGACACAGAGCGGUCCUGAGGAUCUCACCAAGCCCUUGUACCAGAGCGUCAUCAAGAAGGAAGGCUCCCCCAUGGUGGGUGUGGCCAUCGGCAUGGACCCAGGGCUGCGUUCUGCAGUGGAGGCCGAGGACUACGUGUCUCCACCCAAGUACAAGAGCAGCCUGCUGCACCGCUACCUGAACGACUCUCUGCGGCACGUGAUGGUGGCCAACGCUGUCAUGGACGCUCGCAAGAGGAACCACUCUGGCUCCUUCAGCUCCAACGAGUUCGAUGACGAGCUGCUGUCGCCAUCGUCCUCUGAAGCUGAGGCCCACUUCGUCUAUCGAGCCGAAGCCACAGACCAUGGAUCAAGUCAACAUGACAAGGGCAACGGUGGCGUCGCAGCGACGCAGAAGGCCAAAGAUGAGACGUACUGGAAGGAGAUCAACGCUGCCAUGGCCUUGACCAACUUGGCUCAGGGGAAGGACAGCGUCUCCGGGACAACCAGCUGCAUCAUCCAGAAGUCCUCCCAUAUAGCUGAGGUGAAGACUGUUAAAGUGCCAUUGUUGCAAAAGUUUUAGCUCCGAUUUGCCUUUGCAAAGCAGAAACAUUUCUCUCAGUAAACUUGUUGGAGUCAAAGAAACUCUCUGUGAUAUUUAAAGAACUGGUGCUUAAGGAGGAAGGUGGGCUUGUGAGGAAAAAAUAUGUUUUGGUCUUUCUGAAUCUAUUCAAAUGAUGGAUUCCUUUUUUAAAAAAAAAACAUAAAUAUUUUGUAAUGUUAACUUAUUGUUUUGAGUCUUUUUAUUGCUACAAAUAUAUUUUCCAAAGUGCCUUUGUUUUCAGCAGUUUGCUCACUGAUUGUGCACAAUGGAACAUAUGAUCACAGAGAUUUGUGAAGGAAUGUUUUGUCGAGUGCAGGCUCUUAGUCGGUGUAAUUCAGGAUUUGUCCCUUGUAACAUUAUGUGCCUUAAGAACACAGUGAGCUCAUUGGCAUUGAUGAACUCAAAUAGCAUGCAUCUGCACAGGAACUGUUCCUAUUUUGACUGGAGUUUCCAUUUGGGCUGUAAACGGAGCUCUGCUUUGGGACUGCUUAACACGUUUCGAAGCGAAGAACUUUGUCCAUCAUGUCCGCCUCUUAACCUUGGAUCCUAUCAGCCGCUGAAGAAUUUUUCUCUUUUUGAGCCGUGUGUCCACCGAAACGUGCACAAGUUCUCAGCUGAACCCAAAGCCGCUAAUCGCCCACGUGGCCAGGCCGAUAAAGUCGAGCAAAAGACCACGGUGACCUAAAAGGGAUGUUUUUACUUUAUGUUAUCAGUCUGCCAUGCGAAGUGUCGUAGCUUUUCCCCUCCUUUUUUUUGUUGCAAACAGGAUGGUACGGAGUAAAAAAAAACUAACCCAAAAAGCCGAGCACCGCUCCCUCUCUGCCUUUUGAUCCGCAGCCUCCCCAGAUGUUCGACAUUACAUUUAAAUUGCUGUUUACAAGAAGCCUGAGGACAGGCUUAAAAAUGUAACUUUCUCUUCCAUGGCCUCUUUCUGUCCUGCACAGUAUUAUUUCUUUGUCAGCCAAGUGUUUAAAGCAUUUAUUAUGGCUGCCUCUGUGUGUCUUGUGUCGGUUUUGAUUAAAACUGUCUCGUCUAACUGCGUUGCAUUAAAAUCGUCUCCGUCACCCAGUGGAAAGAAUCCACUUCUGAGAAAGUGAUUAUUGCAGUUGCACCUGAUUUUUAGCUUUAAGGAUGUCUUGGAGGUACUGUUGGUGUGCCUGAAAAUGAACGUUUUGUAUUUACAGUGGUCUGACUGCCGUGAUGAAGGACUUUAAAAGAGAACAAAACUGCACAAUUACUUUUUUUUUUAAACAUGCAUUGAAUGUUUAACCAGACGUUCACGGCUACAUCAGCGUUUUUAACAAAGAAAAGUCAAAGAAACAAAUCUUUUGGUUAUAUCACUUUGUGUAUACAUGGAAGUUGUUUGUAAUUAAUCACACCGAACCUCAGGCUCUGUUUGUUUAUGCACUCGAGACGCUGGCCUCCACCUCCGGCGCGUGUUUUCCAGCCAGCUGAUCCAGGCGCUGGGAGACCUGGAGCCACGGCUCGCGUUUCAGCUUGCAGCUCUGAGCCUCCGGGCCGCUCACCCCUCACACAACGGCCGCAUGCUGGUGACGGAGGCAGAGAAAGGUCAAGGGGAGUUCAAAGGCAGCAGCAGGAACACCAGAUGUAUAAGCAAACGGGCUCCACAGCCAUGACCCCGGUACUGUAACGCUCUCCAGCACAAACUCUGCUCUUAACCACGCUGAGAGAUAUGAAAAUGUGUGUUUUGUAAUGUAUAAAUUAUUGCAUUGAAAAAGCAAUGAAAGUGGUGACCGUAACUUGUCUAUUAUUGUUAAUUUAUGUGAAUGGAUUUUUUUUUUUAAAUAAUUAUUUUGAUAAAGACUGGAUUUUCCAUCCAAUGAUCAGAUUUAUAUCUUCUUGUACUGUUUCAUUUGCCUUCCUGUAAAAUGUGUUUGAUAAAACUGUUGUUGCUUGGUGAUGAUGAUAAAUAA